UAUACCAGUGCUCUCAUCCUCGUUACCUGAAGGAAUGAGAAGUUACAUAUGGUACCAAUAAUCAAUGGCUUAGUUAUAUACUUUACAGACGCCGCCACAUUUCAGAGCAAAUAUGACGCAUCUGCUAAGCUCAAGUCAACCAAGCUUGCCGUGACCAGAUUCAAAUCUACCAGCUGGGCGUUUAUGGAUGCCAUCCCUCUGUGGCUCGAUAUGGCCACCAUCUUGAGGUUUCUGGGAGAUUACAGAUUUGUAGGUUUGCUGAAAGAUGCUGAUGUGUACACGAAUUUGAGCAUGGCAGGUCCGUUUAGUGUCUUUGCGCCAAACAACAUGGCCUUCAUCCUGUUGCCACUACCUGAACAGAAGCUGUUGUACAAUAAGACGUACGCUGAAAUGCUGGGGAAAUACCACGUGGUUGAUGGUCUCUACCGUUACGUGUCUUUCGGAAACGAUCUGCUGGUGCCUACAGUCCUCGGACCUAACCUUAGGUUCAAUAUCUACAGAUCAGGAUCUUUACGUACAGUGAACGGGAAACCCUUGGUAUAUGGAGAGUUCGAAGCUAACAAUGGCAUCGUGCACCAGAUGAACGACAUAUUGAUGGAUAUACCCACCAGAACCAUCAAGGAGAUCGUUGGCAACAGUUCCACUUUGACCAUGCUCUACCAGGCACUAAAUAACUCAGAUAUGCUGAAACUCUUAGACGGCCCUGGUCCUUUCACCUUGUUUGCACCAACGGAUGCCGCCUUCGCCAAACUGCCACCCGGAUCUGUAGACAGCCUGCUUCUCAACACCACCGCGCUCACAGACUUUGUUCAGUAUCACAUUGUCUCCAGCACUUACUUCCACAUUGGCCUGGAAGCCGGUAAACUGACAGCUCUGAACGGAGGUUAUAUCGAAGUGGAGGAGAACGUCCUCACAGGUCUAACCAUCAACGGGGCGAACAUAACAAGCGCUGAUGUCCUAGCUACCAAUGGUGUCAUCCAAGAGCUGGACGGCGUUUUGGACCCAGCUUCAUCGCCUUGAAAUUGCUAACCAUAUUCAAAAUCGCAGUGUUUAGAGUAUAGCCUUAACAACGUUUCUAAAAAAAAAUAGGGUACCGACACAGUAACCAUCUUCUUCCGUGCAUAUACGGGAGCUGAACCAAUCUGUUUGCUGCUAUAAUGAAGCUUUUGUCACCAAUAAAGCGCUUGUAAACCAUGAAACGUAUGUGGGGUCCAUUUUUUUACAAAUUCAAGGUAAUAAUUGUUGGACAUGUUACGUUCAGGUGUGUGUGGAAGUUUUAUGUUUUGCUUUUCACAACUUUUUAAACUUACUUACAUAGCGGUUAAAAUGAGAGUCAUUUUGCUCUCAGCUCUCCCUGACCGUGGAGACUUCGUGCCGACUUCGUGCCAAACAGCUGUCGACAGUGCUCGGAGGGACCUUUGCACAUCGAGCCUGAAACUUGGAACUUGACAAUGAACCGUUUAAAAAAAAUAAGUCUGAAAGUUCACAACAAUAUUGUAGAAGUUUGGAA
Liolophura sinensis is the source of this 1510-nucleotide messenger RNA. Its product is annotated as transforming growth factor-beta-induced protein ig-h3-like. Gene Ontology annotation, biological process: cell adhesion; extracellular matrix organization. The record is from RefSeq and is a predicted model, not a curated record. Gene Ontology annotation, molecular function: cell adhesion molecule binding. Gene Ontology annotation, cellular component: extracellular matrix. NCBI's taxonomy places the organism in Eukaryota, Metazoa, Mollusca, Polyplacophora, Chitonida, Chitonidae. The transcript has 7 exons. The coding region runs from base 49 to 1020 and encodes 323 amino acids.